GCGGUAUGCGAAGCGAGGAGGAGAAUCGAAGAGUUUUUAGUGACUGCAUAAAAGUACAUGAAUAAUUCAAACACAAAAAUCCCGAUCCCCGAUCCCAGCGGCGGCGGCGACAACGUGACCUGCCUGUAGAGAGGGUAUCGAUCAAACGAUCGACCGAUCGGUCCGAUCUACCGAUUGAUCGGAGUACGGGGCUAUGGUUUCCUCCCAACUAGCCAGCCAGCCAGCCAGCAGCAGCAGCAAGCAAACACAAAAAGCAAAUCAAAGCCAACACAAAGCCACAAGAAAAAAAAAAAGAAUAAUACAAAAAAAUAAAAAUAAAUAAAUAAUAAAAAAAAAAAUAACAACUACGGGACGGGCUACGGCGAAAUGUGCGCGGAGAAACAAAAAGAAAAUUGAAGACGACGACACGAGCGUAAAUCUUUUUAGCAUGAAAAAAUUCUAUAAAACUAACAGGCACUGUGUGGUCGGACAUCAUUCUACAUUCGUGCGCUACGACGGCAGACGACAGCCAGAUACAGUCAGCCGUUCAGAUACAGAUACAGAUACGGAUACAGAUACAGAUAUAGAUACGGGAUACAGAUACAGAUUGCCGGUGGGACGGACAGCCGAAUUGAUUGAUUGAUUGCCGAACCCGAGAGCCCCAAACCAAAACCCAAACUCAAACCCAAAAACCCAAACUCGAAACAUAAAUUGAAAAUCAAACUGCAGCGACCAGCCGCCAAGCCAUCAAUCAGUCACUGAGUCAGUUAGUCAUUUAAUCAAUUUGCCCACCCGAGUCCGAGCUGGCUGGAGGAUAUAUGCUCUUCGCUUUGGCGGCGCUUCAGUUUCAGUUCGCAUUUGGACGCGUCUGUGCGGCCGAUAGAGUCGGAUCGGAUCCAAAUCAGGGUCGGAAUUAAAAUCGUGCGCGAAUUAAUCUAUAUACGUAUCGCCCAACCAAAACAGUAGCACACACACGUGUCUGCGGUUCAGUGACAAGCCCCGAAUCGGCCAUAGAAUAUACAUAUAUAAAUCGUGAAAUCGUAAAAUCGUAAAGCAUUUUUAAUCAAUCCGAACCGAAACCAGGCAGGCAGCGGCAUAAUUAAUUCGUCUGACCCGCAAAGUUCACGCUGAGCAAAAUCAAAUUGUGCAAAGUGUGCUUAAAAAUAGUUUAACCACAAAAUAUAAUAAAUAAAUUAAUUAAUUUGGUGAAAUAAUUACCCAUCGAAUUGCAAGCAAAAUGAAGUUCUUUGCAGUAUUGUUAGCAUUAGCCCUUUUCGCCAUGACGAUGGUCCAGUGCCUGAGCCUGCCCGAUGCCAAUGCCAAGUGCGUCAUGGAUUGCGAGACGCAGACCUAUAAUUCGAUCUGUGCCGCGGACGACAAAGGAACCACCAAGACCUAUCGCAAUGUUUGCGUAAUGAAGGUCGAGAAUUGUCUGCAGAAUGCAAACUUUCAAAAGAUAAGCGACAAAGAGUGUCCAUAAUCGAUUCGAAGGAUUCGUAGUCCAGCAGGCAAAAACUUAAAUCAUGGAGGAGGACUGCUGGAGGACUCGGCUUUUUCGCGUGGUAUUUGUGUGUGAUAUUUUUAAGUUGUACUUCAGCGGAAUAGAGAACACGCCCCGGAACGAAAUGCAUAAUUCUAAUGUAUUCUAUAAUUAUUAAUUCUUAAUAUUAAAAAUAAAGUAAUCAUAACACGCA
This is a messenger RNA of Drosophila ananassae, 1673 nucleotides long. RefSeq lists its product as uncharacterized. Gene Ontology annotation, molecular function: protein binding. The record is from RefSeq and is a predicted model, not a curated record. Bases 1217 to 1459 code for a protein of 80 amino acids. Lineage: Eukaryota; Metazoa; Arthropoda; Insecta; Diptera; Drosophilidae. The transcript has 3 exons.